AGUCAGAUCUCCCAGUCUGUCUUUGAGCCGCUCCUGACUGUACGGGAAUAAUCACUGGGACUGGACCUGCACAGACCGGGACAUAGACCAAGACACAGACCGGGAACCGGACCAGGAACGGGUUCAGAUCGGACUAAGAAUCAGACCAGGAACGGGACCGAAUCAAACGGGAUCAGAGAUGGACAGUCGGCCUUCGUCGCUGCUGUAGGUCAGUGAUGGCAGCCGUGUUUCCUAAAUGUGGAGGAGUCGCGUCCAGGCUCCAUGUUGGUCGUCAUGGCAACGCUGGAUGGAAGCACGCCGGUUGAGAAGCUUCUGUCAGUGAUUCACCUUGAGAGGUAUCUGGACAGCUUCCAUCGAGCUGGUCUCCUAUUGGCCAAAGACUUUACACACCUGGACCAUGAAGCCCUGGUCAGUCUGGGUAUAACCGCCACAGGACACAGGAAGAGGAUCCUCCGAUUGGUUGUCUACAUUCAGAGGGCGGAGGCUCAGAGAGCGAAUCAGAAGGUUGAUCUGCCACGCGACCGCUGUCAGUCUGUGUCAGGCUCCUCCUCCUCAGAGCGAGUUCCCAGCACGGCGUUGCUUGGCGAGUCGUUGGGACCCGUUAACUUCGAGGCGUUCAGGAACAGCUCGGCUCCGAACCUGAGAGCCAUGCUGACCAAUGACAGCCCCCGCCCCGUCCUGAAGCCCAUCCCCAAACCCAGAACUGUUUUUAACCGCCGACGAACCACACCUGUCCACUUCUGUCCAACCCCAGACCCCGCCCCGCCCCCACCGAGGAGGCUAUCCCAGGACUCCAUCUGUUUCACCGUAUUAGAGGGUCUGACCUCAGGAGACACAGCUGCACCUGAACACCUGAAGUCCACAUCUGACCGCGACAUCGAGUCGAGUUUAUCUGGCAGAAUGCCGAGUCAGGCUGAGAGGAGGAAACCGAGUCGGAGCUUCUCUCUGUCAGACGCUGGAAGACUGUUACCGCCUGUUCCCCCGAGGCUUAACCGCGGGCCCCUCCCUGCCACAUCCCAGGGGUCCCCACCCUCUUCUUCUUCUUCUUCCUCACCUAUACGGACAGAGCAGGUGAACCAUCUUUCACCCAUGACUUCCUGUCCUGGUAGUGUGGACAGCAGCAGACUCUCUGGAUCCUCGGGGGGGUCACCCAGAGGGGGAGGGCUGGAGAUGGUCUCUAAUGAGAUCUACUGGGGCACCUUACCUGGUUCUACUGCCCCUGCUGGAGUGAGACGGUACUGCAGCCAGCAAUCAGCUCCACCGACUCCACCCAGACAAACAACUGACAGGAAAACACCUGACAGGAACCCCGAGAGGAACAGUGGCAGCACUUUAAGUAACAACUCUUCAGGAUCAGCCCGAGCUUCAACAGAUGACCCUGAGGAGGAGAUCAGUCCGUACUGUGAAACUGUUUUUCAAACCAGAAGAAAUCCACUCAUCUUGGAGCAGAGUGACAGAGACACCAGGAAGGGGGAACAUGCAGAGGAUCAUGGGAAUCUGAAGUUCUCGUGGACGAAGCGUUUGUCUCAGGCUCUUCACCCCGGAGACUCUCAGGGUUACAGCACAGUUGGAGAACCUCCACCACCACCCCUCCACUCCCUCUCCCUGCCAACCCACACCUUCCUAUUUGAGGGGGAUGAGGACCUGACAAUCUCCCCCUACGCCAGCUACACCUCCCUGACCGAGAGAGCCCCGCCCAUCAUCAGUGGCUGGCUGGACAAGCUGUCUCCACAGGGAAACUACGUUUUCCAGAAGCGCUACGUGAAGUUUGACGGCAAAAACCUGAUGUACUUUGGCAGUGAGAAGGACGUUUACCCCAAAGGAGUGAUCCCAUUGGCUGCCAUCCAGAUGGCCCGCCCCGCCAAAGACAACAAGUUUGAGAUUGUGACGAGUCACAGGAUCUUUGUUUUCAAGGCCGAUAAUGAAGUGCUGAAGCGGCGGUGGGUGGGCACGCUGCAGGAGCACGUCAGGGAUCAGCUGGUGUUUGGUCGGAGGCGGUUCGGUCCAGGUUCUCACUGUCAGAAACACGGCGUGCUCGAGCUGAAAGGAACCAAGUCCAAAGUUUACGCCGCCAUCAUGACCGACCAGAUCUGGCUCUACAAGAGUGAACAGUGUUUCCGUAACGGGAUCGGCAUCACAGUGAUCGAAGCUCGAGGAUCGACCAUCAGAGACGGAAAACACAAGAGCUUCGAGCUCAUCACUCCGUACAAGAACUUCAGCUUUACAUCAGAGUCAGAGCGGGAGAAGCGGUAUUGGAUGGAGGCCCUGCAGGAGUCCAUCGCUGAGACUCUGUCGGACUAUGAGGUGGCCGAGAAGAUCUGGUCCAACCGCUCCAACAGGAUGUGUGCCGACUGCAAGGCCCUGAACCCCGACUGGGCCUCCAUCAACCUGUGUGUGGUCAUCUGCAAGAACUGUGCAGGGCAGCACAGAGGACUCGGGACGAUGGUCUCAAAGGUUCAGAGUCUGAAACUUGACACCAGCGUGUGGAGCAACGAGAUCGUCCAGCUGUUCAUCAUGCUGGGGAACGACCGGGCCAAUGAGUUCUGGGGGGCGGGUCUAUCUCCAUGGGAGGAGAUGGACUGUGACGCGUCGCCCGAGCAGAGACGAGAGUUCAUCACCCAAAAAUACAAAGAGGGACGAUUCAGACUGAAACACCCGACGAUAAGCAGCCAGGAUGAGCUGCUGAAGGUUUUGUGCUCGGCCGUCUCUGAACAGAUUCUUCUGAAAACCGUCACUCAGAUCUUCUCGGAGGCAGAGUCAGCUCGGCUCGCCAACGACUCCAACGGCUGCCAGCGACACCUGCAGCAGCUGAAUCACUGCACGCCGUCAGACCCCGAUGUGUACGAUGAGAUCAUGCAGCCCGUCCUGCACUCUGGUUACCUCUACAAGUCCGGCUCGGCCCACAGAGGAACACUGUCAAGGAAAACCAGAGAAGACUUCCAGAAGUUCUGGUGUUCAGUGGAUCAGUCUCUGCUCCUGUACGAGUCGGAUCGAUCAGCUGAUCCCUGCAUGCAGAUCAGCGCCAAAGACAUUGUGUGUUUGGGUGUCAGUCGACCUGACUCCUCCCACAGCAGCAACGGCUUCAUCGACAGGUUUCGUUACACCUUCGAGCUCUAUCUGACGUCAGACAAACUCCAUCAGUUUGGUUUGGAGACGGCUGACGCUCUGCACAGCUGGACCAGAUCCAUCGGAAAGGCAACGACCCCCCUCAGCUGUCACUGCCUCCUGACUCGGGAGUUUGAGCGGGUGGGGCUGCUGCGGUACAGAGCCAUGUUGGACGCUCAACAUUGGAAGGAGGCGUUCUUUGUCCUGCAGAAGUCCAACCUCUUCAUCUGUCCCCGAAACGACGGAGCGGCAGAGGACAUCAUCAACCUGAACCGGCUGCAGGAGCUCAGUAUCACCUCGGAGACGGAGAACCAUGAGAAGAAGGACAUCCUGGUUUUAGUGGAGAGGGGAAGGACACUCCACCUGCAGGGUGUGGGCCGCGCAGACUUCUCUCUGUGGUACUCGGACAUCCAACGAGCGGCAGGCGGGAAAGGAAACACUCUGAGAGAGCAGCAGCUGAGCAGGAACGACAUCCCCAUCAUCGUGGACAGCUGCAUCGCCUUCAUCACGCAGUACGGUCUGGGUCACGAGGGGAUCUACAGGAAGAAUGGAGCCAAGUCCCGGAUCAAACUCCUGAUGGAAGAGUUCCGGAAAGACGCUCGAAAUGUCAAACUGCGGAUCGGAGACCACUUCAUCGAGGACGUGACUGAUGUCCUCAAGAGGUUCUUCAGAGAGGUCGACGACCCCGUCUUCAUGUGCGACUUGCACCCCCUGUGGCAGGAGGCCGCCAAAAUUCCCCAGAGGAGUCUGAGGCUUGACCGCUACAAAGAGAUCAUCCGGUCUCUUCCUCGAGUCAACAGGACCACCCUGGCUGCUCUCAUCAGUCACCUGUACAGAGUCCAGAAGUGUGCUGAUCUGAACCAGAUGUGCACAAAGAACCUGUCGCUGCUGUUCGCUCCCAGUCUGUUUCAGACGGACGGGAAGGGAGAACACGAGGUGAAGAUCGUAGAAGACCUGAUAGACAACUACCUGUACGUCUUUGAUAUUGACGAGGAGCAUCAGACUCAGAUCGAGCUGGAGAUCAGCCUCAUCACCACCUGGAAGGACACGCAGCUGUCUCAGGCCGGUGACCUCAUCAUUGAAGUUUACCUGGAGAUGAAGAUACCAGACUGCUGCAUCACUCUAAAAGUGUCUCCCACCAUGUGUGCUGAGGAGCUGACCAAUCAGGUUCUGUUCAUGAGGAAUGUCCCAGCCACAGACAGAGACGUGUGGAUGACGUUUGAGGCCAUCGAGGAGGGACAGCUCGAGCGUCCGUUACACCCCAAAGAGAAGGUGCUGGAGCAGGCGCUGCAGUGGUGCAAGAUGGCAGACCCGAGCUCCGCCUACCUGGUGGUGAAGAGAGUUCCUAAAGGAGAGGGCAUCAACAUCCUCACCUCCUAUAAGAGUGAGAUCAUGAAGGUGGGUCUGCUGAAGUGUCGGGAGGAACCUCCGAAGCUGCUUCAGGGAAACAGGUUCCAGGAGAGGACGUUCCAGAUCAAAGAGCACAAACUGCUGCUGCUCAAAGACAAGAAGAGCAUCAAACCGGAGAAGGAGUGGGCUCUGAAGUCCAUGAAGAUCUACAUCGGCAUCCGCAGGAAGCUCAAAGCUCCGACCAGGUGGGGCUUCACAGUCAUGUCAGACAAACACCAGCUGUUUCUGUGCUGCACCAGUGAGGCUGACCUCUGGGACUGGAUCACUAGCUUUCUCAAAGCUCAGAACGAUGACCCCGGUCCUCCGGUGCUGAGGCGUCACUCCUCCUCUGAUAUCUCCAAACAGAAGUUCGGCACAAUGCCUCUCGUCCCCAUUAGAGGAGACGAGAGCAACAGCAGCCUGCUGUCGGCCAAUCAGACGCUGAGAAAGUUACACGACAGAAGGACUCUCUCCAUGUACUUUCCCAUGAAGGUGCAGCGGGACCCGUUGGAGGAGCGCCCUGAGUCUCCGGACCUCCCUGAGCCGCUCUACGAGGAGGUUGGGGACUUCGGCCUGCAGGUCCUGAAAUCUCUGGAGACCAGCUUCCUGUCCAGCAGCACUUCAGAGACCCAGGAGGUCCUGGACCAGCCGCCGCUCAGACUGGUCCCGUUGGAAACGGGGCACAUGGACCGCAUCAUUGUCCCCGACCCGGUCCUUAACGACGGGGGCUGUGUGGACUCUGAGGAGCAGAGAGGAGGAGGAGAUGGAGGAGCAGACUGUCAGCAGCUCGCAAUGAGGAGGAGGAGGAGUCAGCUGACGGGGGUCUGUACGCCGUCACAGGAGCUGCUGCUGCAGGAGCUGUCGUCUGCCUUUAACAGGAGGACCGAGGAGGAGGGGGAGGGAGAGGAGGUGCAGGAGAUACAGGAGGAGCGGAAUCAAGACGAUCAGGAGGAGGUGGAGGAGAAGCCGUAUGAUGUCUGAGAGGGAAGAAACUUUUAUCAUCGCUCAUUUAAUUGAUGAAAGUUCAGAGUCUGCUUGAGUCAGGAGGAAAUCUUUAACACCUGAUUCCUUUACAUCAGAUUUAUUUUUAUUUCUGUUUCUGCAGCCAUAAAAACAACACACUGACUGUCUGUUUACAAUCCUGCAGUAUGUGACCGCCCAUCUCAGUGAUGGGCAUGUUACUAAAAAUGAUUAACUAGAUACAGUUACUAGUUACUACUUUCAAAAAGUAAGUGAGUAACUUCCUGAGUUACUCAUUUACUUCAUUAUAAGUAACUGUAGCGUUACUUGUUUUUGCUUCAAUGCUCAUAUUCAUUUUCACAUUAUUCAGUGUUGCUGUGUGAGAGAAAGCAACUCUCACAUUCAUAUAACAUUAAAGCCAAUUUAAAUAUGGAGGUCUUUUCUCUGAAGGCAACAACGUGCCUGUCAAUCAGUCCUGGCAAACAGAUUGUGGAGCUGGAGCUACAAACAGACAGAAGCCUUGGUCUCCUGGGUCUGCCGAGCUAAAGUGAGCUUCAGCUGGGUCUUGGGUGUCUGCAGUGGCGGGUUCUCUGACAAGUAGUUCAGUAGAAGCGUGUUGUUUGGCUUGGUGAUUCAUGAUUAGAAGUACUAUUCCUGGUGGUGGGCAAAGCUGUCCUUCCUGCACAGAGUACAACUCUUGUCCUUCACCUCGAGAAAGGAAGAAUAAUGUCGGUAUUUCCAUUUUUACCUCAGAUAUAUUAAUCACAAAAAUUCACAAAAUCACAUCAGUAUUCAAAGACCUGUCAGAUCGGAUCAAGUUGUUAAAUUUUAUCGAUCAUCUGACAUAACACUGAGGAUACAGGAUUGAUCUCAGGGAGCUGGUGACUCUUCAGGAGAGUCGGAGUUCUGACGUGGGGUGGGAUUUGAACUCCCUACCUGCCACUGUCGGCGCCUUGCUCUCCCUUCAGUUUUGCUCGGAUCCGAUUAUUUUGUUUGUCGGUUCACAUAACUUUUAAAAUGUGGCCUGUGUCAGACUCCUGUGGGACCUGGUCACGGUCCUGAACUGACCCGCACGCCUAAAAA
Labrus mixtus (cuckoo wrasse) is the source of this 6537-nucleotide messenger RNA. RefSeq names its product ArfGAP with RhoGAP domain, ankyrin repeat and PH domain 3 (gene arap3). Gene Ontology annotation, biological process: signal transduction; positive regulation of GTPase activity. The transcript has 35 exons. The record is from RefSeq and is a predicted model, not a curated record. NCBI's taxonomy places the organism in Eukaryota, Metazoa, Chordata, Actinopteri, Labriformes, Labridae. Gene Ontology annotation, molecular function: GTPase activator activity; protein binding; phosphatidylinositol-3,4,5-trisphosphate binding. The coding region runs from base 262 to 5475 and encodes 1737 amino acids.